Molecule: messenger RNA, 1561 nt
Organism: Emiliania huxleyi CCMP1516
Lineage: Eukaryota; Haptophyta; Isochrysidales; Noelaerhabdaceae
Exons: 5
Coding region: 385-1494 (369 amino acids)
Source: RefSeq, a predicted model, not a curated record
AGAGCGUCAUACGGGACGGAAUUUUUCUUUCUUGCUGUUUUGCCCGCGGCCGCGCGGCUACUUCCGCUGGCGUCGCGACUCGCAUCUACGGGCGUGCUUCGCCGCGCCACUACGUCGGCGCCACGCAAUUUGUCAACCACCCGGGCCGCUACCUCGCCAGGCUCCUCCGGCCUGACCACUCGGGCCGGCGCUGGCGCCCUCUCAACCGGUACGCCGUCAUUCGGCGGUGGAGGCGGCCGGCGCAACUUCUCGUCCGGCUCCUCGUCAUCCUCCUUUGGCGGCAGCAUCCCAAACAUCUCCGACAUUCCGGCGCCGUCGGCCUCGCUCGUCGCCGCGGCUGUCGUCGGCGCCUCCGCUCUCUACCUAGCCAAGCGGGCGGUGCUGAUGACGGACGCCGGAGUCACGUACGUCGUCCAGAACAAUCUGACCGGCCAGCUUGACGUGCACACAGAGCCAGGCAUGUUCUUCAUCACGUCGACAUUCGAGGCCGACGAGGCCGUCAUCGCCCGCUUCGCCGACACGUACGUCGGGAUGAUCCCCGUCACCUUUCGCUUCAAGCUGCCCGCCGACCCGGAAGGCUCGCUGCUGAUGCGGAACGCGUCAAACGUGACGGUGAUCACGGCGACGCAGUACACCGGCGAGGAGUUCUUCCAGGGCGGCCUGAACCAGUUCAAGACCCAGCUCGCUGAUCAGCUGCAGAAUGGCAUCUACCUCACCGAGCGCCGGCAGAUCGAGAAGCAGCUGGUGUGGAAGACGGUGCCCAUUCUCCAGGACAAUGGCGUGCCGCAGCGCGCCGAGAACCCGCUCUCCCAGUACGGCAUCGACGUCACCCAAGUGCUGAUUGGCGACCCGCGACCCGAGCCCAAUUUGGACAGGCUGCUGAUGGACAAGAAGCGCCUCGUCGCCGAGCGCAUCAAGACGGUGCAGGAACAGGAGACGUCCAAGGCGCAGGCGAACACCGAGCAGCUCAAGAAGGAGAUCGAGCGCACGCGCGCGGUGCAGGACGCCCAGCGCCAAAAGGAGCUGCGCACGAUCGAGAUGCAGCGCGAGGUCGACGUCGCGAAGCAGGUGGCGGAGCGCGAGACGAUCGAGCAGCGCAAGCUGCAGGACCUCGCCGUGAUCCAAAAGGAGAAGGAGCUCGCGAUCGCGCGCGCCGAGCUCGACAUCCAGAAGGCGAAUGCAAGCGCGGCUCGGUUCCAAGCCGACGCGAUCGCCGCCAAGGGCCGCGCCGAGGCGGAGGUGCUGGCGGCCAAGUACAAGGCCAAGGCGCAGAACAAGGAGAUCUUCCUGGCCGAGACGCAGCGCGACAUGGCGACGGCGCUCUACUCCAACCUGAAGGACUUCAAGGUCGAGAUGCCGCAGAACGUCAUCGUAGGCGCGGGCGGCGCCGACGGCGGCGGCGCGGGCAGGAUGCCGUCGAAUCUCGACGUGAUCACGAGCUUCUCGGCGCUCGGCCUGAUGGAGAAGGCGGUGAGGAGCAAGGCGGCGGCGUGAGAAGGGGUGGAAGCCAAGGUUCAGCUCAAGGUUCCGCAUGUUCAUGUGACUGCUGACUCACAUACCG